GGAGGCCGUGCGUCGGGCAGCACUUGUUUCAAAGACGUUUUCUCAUUUUGUUGUGGAUGAAAGGAUUGUGUCCAAGUUGCCACCAUGUAUUCUUGCCGCAGUCACUGCGUCCUUGCCGGCGACAGCGCGGGAAAGAGAUGUCGUCUCAUCCUCCGCACCAGGGCCAACAGCCCAAACGGAGAAGAAAGUUGGCGUGGGUAAACGAAAGGGAGCGAAAUUGGCAGAGCCUUUGACGACAACGACGACGACGCACGUACCGGCGUUGCCAAAGACGUCGCGCAAAUGCAUUACCCCCUUGCGUAACCUUGAAGACCGUGCGAGUCUCACAUUUCGGCUUUCACAGGGUGUCUUGGGUGGCGUAGUGCGUGUAAAGAACAUGGGGCUGUUGACAUUUCGUGUUGGCCACGCUGGCAUGACGGCCGGGGAUGUGUGCGAGAAUGCGAAGUGCUUUAUUUUUGCCUUGAAAAGGGAAUUCCCGACUGUAUGGAAGUACAUUCACGAGUUUACGAUGACGUCGGGUGUGACGGAGCCUAUCCGCUUUAUGGAAGUGCACAUUCGGAAAUAA
Messenger RNA from Trypanosoma cruzi, 565 nucleotides. RefSeq lists its product as uncharacterized. The record is from RefSeq and is a predicted model, not a curated record. NCBI's taxonomy places the organism in Eukaryota, Euglenozoa, Kinetoplastea, Trypanosomatida, Trypanosomatidae. The transcript has a single exon. The annotation marks the transcript as partial.